Molecule: messenger RNA, 1602 nt
Organism: Monomorium pharaonis (pharaoh ant)
Lineage: Eukaryota; Metazoa; Arthropoda; Insecta; Hymenoptera; Formicidae
Product: ubiquitin-like protein 4A
Exons: 3
Coding region: 503-958 (151 amino acids)
Biological process (GO): post-translational protein targeting to endoplasmic reticulum membrane
Molecular function (GO): protein binding
Source: RefSeq, a predicted model, not a curated record
UAGAGCCACUACGGCUCGAUACGACGAUAGAAAAAAAGGAGAUAGAAAGAAGGUAGGAAAGGAAAUCGAAUAAGGAACACGAGAGAUAAAUUGACGCGCGUGAUCUGAGGAUCAACGGUAGUGAUUCGGAGAGACAGGAGUAUCAUGCCAGUGAAGUGCGACGACGAUUGGAGGAAUUAUCACGAGGCAUCACUGUCGCUAUCGAUAUCCGCUCGGGCGAUCACGUCAGUAUCGAUAUACGUGUCGCGCCGUUGCUCCUGAGGAAAAAGGAGAAGAAGACGAAGGUGCAGUCGAUGACGCCGAUGACGCCGUGCUAUCACGAAUCGUGCAAACGCAAAAUAUAACCUCUCCAGCGCCAGUAAGAUGCGCCAGCUUUUGUCGGUCCAGUCGGAGACAUCAUUGUUCCGAGAAACCUGAUCUCGCUUGGCCACGCGCCCCACGCGUCCACAAGCGUCGCACACCUAACGAUUCGUCUCCGCGAUCCUCGUCUCGGUCGCUCAUCAUGAAAGUGAUCGUAAAGAAGCUGCAGGGGAAAGAGUGCGUCGUUGACAUACUACCAUCGGAGACAGUGUUGGAACUCAAGCACAAAGUGAGUGACCUAUUGGGCAUUGAUGUACCGCAACAAAGAUUAUUACUCACUGGCAAGACUUUAGCGGAUGAGAAUCCCCUAAGUUUUUAUCCAGGUAUCAAAGAUGGCAGUAAGUUAAAUCUCUUGGUGAUUAAAAAAGCAGAGGAAGGCUCCAGUGAAGCAAGAUCCUUACCCCAACAGAAAACGGGUGUUCAUCUGCUGAGAGAAGAGGUAACUCGAGUGCUCAGGCAUUACUACACGGUUUCCGAGACUGAGUCCAUAGUCAACGAGCUGAUAAAGGACUUGAAAAACAAAGUGAAUAAUCUUAGUUACGAUGAUCUAGAGAGACUAGCCACUGCGUUACUCCAGGACCAAGAGAACGUAGCUUAAGGAUCACUCAAGAUCAUUCAAUUUUCGCUUAUCGAUUGAUUAUUGUAAUACGAGUUUAUUUAAUUGAAGCAUUGCCUUAUAUUAUAUAUCAAGCCCCCUCCCCCCCUAAUAAUUGGUACUGUGUAAUUUAAAGCACGAUUGUAAUGAGUAAGCAAAACUUAAAACUUAACGUAUUAUUCUCUACAUUUGGAAUCUAAGGUCAGAAUAUAAUCUUGUGUGGAAUUUAUUAAAGAUCGCUAUGUAUACAAAUAAGUGUCACGCCACGUCAUAAAUAAUUAUAUCAUAUGCAGAAAUUGUGUGAUGAGAAAUUGUCAAGGAUCUGCCAAGUCUAAUUGACGAAAGUAUCUCGCUACUAGACAGAUGAAUAAAUUCAGCGCUCCCAGCUCCUGCGCAUCCAAUUCUCUCUAUAAAAAAAGCGAGAUAGCAAAAACAACGUUAGUAAAUUCUGACGUAAACUUUUGUAGAUAUUAAUGAGACGACGAGCUAGUUUAGAAGAAAAGUUCAGUCUCUUAUUUUCUCAACCUUUUGUAAUCCGACGAAUGCGAAUUUUUAUUAUCGCCUGAACCUUUUUCUAAUAUCAGGAACGAAAUAGCAGCAACGUACGUAAAGGAAGUUAUGCAAUAAAAAUGUUUUGUUAAUAGAAA